UUUAUAAUUUCCACAUGAAGUCUUGGCUUGUCUCAUCUUUUCUUCUCCCUCCAACCCUACCAUGCGACUCCAGCUCGGAGAGAGCAAGAAAAGUUGUUGAUCAGCCACCCCUAAUUAUCUAAACACACACAUCUCUCACUCCGCCGCCGUCGGCCGCUGCCAAAGCCACCGCGACAAACGCUCUCGAACAACCGCGUGAGCUAGGGUUUCCCGACAGGCGGCCAAGAUGAACGACCUCUUCUCAAGUUCUUUCAAAAAUGCCCAAGGUGACGACCUCGAGGCGGGUGGCAACGACAACCGCACCGAGGGCGUCAACCUCGAUAAAUUCUUCGAUGACGUCGAGAAUGUCAAGAAGGACAUGGCCGACGUCGAGAAGCUCUACAAGCGGCUACAGGAGUCCAACGAGGAGAGCAAGACGGUCCACAACGCCAAGACCAUGAAGGAGCUGAGGGCCCGCAUGGACGGUGACGUGGCGCAGGUCUUAAAGCGGGUCAAACUCAUUAAAGGCAAGCUGGAGGCGUUGGAAAAGUCCAACGCCACCAACAGGCGGGUCCCUGGGUGUGGGCCAGGGUCUUCAGCUGACCGGACGCGGACCUCAGUGGUCAGCGGCCUGGGUAAAAAGCUGAAGACCAUGAUGGACGACUUCCAGGGCCUCCGGGCCCGCAUGAACGAGGAGUACAAGGAGACCGUCGGGCGGCGGUACUUCACCGUCACCGGCCAGAAGGCCGACGACGAGCUUAUCGAGAACCUAAUCUCGAGCGGCGAGAGCGAAUCGUUCAUGCAAAAGGCGAUCCAGGAGCAGGGCCGGGGCCAGAUAAUGGACGCGAUCUCCGAGAUCCAGGAGCGGCACGACGCCGUGAAGGAGAUCGAGAAGAACCUAAUUGAGCUGCACCAGAUAUUCCUCGACAUGGCGGCGCUGGUGGAGGCGCAGGGGCAGCAGCUCAACGACAUCGAGAGCCACGUGGCGCACGCGAGCUCGUUCGUGCGGCGGGGGACGGAGCAGCUGCAGGACGCGCGUGAGUACCAAAAGGAGUCCCGCAAGUGGUAUUACUACGCCGUUUUGCUCGUAAUAAUCCUCAUAUUUUUCGUGACCUUCCCGCUCUGGUCUAAUCUUCUCAUGGCGAAAUUGAUAUAGAAAUUAAUUGUGAUUUUUGUGUGUAAUUCAAUUAAUUAAUCGUGUAAGAUAUAUUCAUAUAGGUAUGUGUAGCUUCAAAAUGAUCGAAUUUUGGCAUUGCAUAUUGUAGCUUUUUCCGAAAUGGAAAAUUUUGUUGUUUAGGAAUUAAGUUGUUGGAUAUGGAUUUUGUAACCUCCGUUGAGAAUGAAUGAAUCUACAUUCUGUUGCUGGAUUCCAA
Molecule: messenger RNA, 1352 nt
Organism: Salvia miltiorrhiza (redroot sage)
Lineage: Eukaryota; Viridiplantae; Streptophyta; Magnoliopsida; Lamiales; Lamiaceae
Product: syntaxin-125-like
Exons: 1
Coding region: 227-1135 (302 amino acids)
Biological process (GO): vesicle fusion; exocytosis; intracellular protein transport
Cellular component (GO): plasma membrane; endomembrane system; SNARE complex
Molecular function (GO): SNAP receptor activity; SNARE binding
Source: RefSeq, a predicted model, not a curated record